Molecule: messenger RNA, 309 nt
Organism: Dentiscutata erythropus
Lineage: Eukaryota; Fungi; Glomeromycota; Glomeromycetes; Diversisporales; Gigasporaceae
Source: the annotation of a GenBank genome assembly
AAUUUUAUAUACCUGCUUCUUAAACGACUUUUACUUUUUCAACAUCUUGCUUACCAAUUGGCUCAACAACUACAAAAAGAUAUAAGUCAACAAGUAAGAAAUGAUGGUAAUUUAUUGUAUAAUCUUCUUUUAGAAAAUUAUGAGUGGCAAUAUUUAGAAGAAUUAAUUAUACUUCUCCAACCAUUUGCACAAUCAAUUAUAUUUAUAGGAGACAGCCAUUAUCCUACUUUAGGUAUAAUGUAUCUAACGAUUCAAAAGCUUUUCAACCAUCUUAAUACUGUUAAGCUUGCUACAUUCGAAGUUCAAGAA